Haliotis rubra (blacklip abalone) is the source of this 5667-nucleotide messenger RNA. Its product is annotated as mitochondrial glutamate carrier 1-like. Gene Ontology annotation, molecular function: L-aspartate transmembrane transporter activity; L-glutamate transmembrane transporter activity. The record is from RefSeq and is a predicted model, not a curated record. The transcript is spliced from 11 exons. The coding region runs from base 369 to 1310 and encodes 313 amino acids. Gene Ontology annotation, biological process: L-glutamate transmembrane transport; malate-aspartate shuttle; aspartate transmembrane transport. NCBI's taxonomy places the organism in Eukaryota, Metazoa, Mollusca, Gastropoda, Lepetellida, Haliotidae.
GAUGGAAAGAUAUUAUUGCUAAGUAUGUAGUGAUCAUAUCUAUCAGUCAAAAGAGCUCUCAACGCGAUGACAAUAUCGAUUAAACAGAGAACAGCUGAAGACCUAUCCAGCACUGCUGAAUACACCACACUCAGAGUAAAACUGCUCUCCAUCCGUUUAGAAACAGUCACAGUAAAAAUCGGUUUUAAAAUAAAUUACGCCUGACCAACAGGGGGCGCAGUGAAAGGUCAAGGUUACGGGUCACUAGCUGACGAGUCUGCGAGAGUCGUUUCCAAGAGCAGCUAACGAAAUAAAUUUCCAGAAACUAAGUGUACCAGGGGGCAAAGAAUCACUGUUCUACUAGCAACUUGAUCUGACGAGGAACUUGAAUGGAUUCAAAGUUUAGCCUUGUCCCCAAGGUGAUCAAUGGCAGCAUUGCGGGUAUUGUAGGAGUGACAUGUGUGUUCCCCAUCGACCUCGUCAAGACUCGGCUGCAGAACCAGCAACCUGGGCCUAAUGGAGAGCUGCUUUAUAAAAACCUCGUUGACUGUGGGGUGAAGACAUUCCGCAAUGAAGGUUUCUUUGGAAUGUACAGGGGCUCAGGAGUGAACCUGCUGCUCAUCACCCCUGAGAAGGCAAUCAAGCUGGUUGGCAAUGACUUUUUCCGACACAACCUGCGCACAGAUAAAGGGACACUUCCCCUCAGUCGGGAGCUGCUGGCAGGAGGAGGGGCUGGGAUGUGUCAGAUAAUUGUCACAACACCCAUGGAGCUGCUCAAGAUACAGCUCCAGGAUGCUGGCCGCUCUGCCAAGGUAGAUCUGACUGCCAAUGGUGCUGUAGCAGGCAAGCCAGUCACAGCUCCCCGACUCUCUGCAACGAAGAUUGCCAUGGACUUGCUCCGACAGCGAGGCAUCUUUGGCCUGUAUCAAGGAUGUGGAGCCACAGCCCUUAGAGAUGUCACCUUCUCAGCCAUCUACUUUCCUCUGUUUGCUCAUCUCAAUGCAUUGGGCAAGCGGCGGGAGGGUAGCGACGAGGCAGUGUUCUACGUGUCCUUCCUGUCUGGGUGUGCAGCUGGUUGUGUGGCAUCACUGUCUGUCAAUCCUUUCGAUGUUGUGAAGACAAGGCUACAGACUCUACACAAAGGCAAGGGGGAGCAAUCAUACUCUGGGAUCAUUGAUUGUUUCAGGAAAGUGAUGUCGAAUGAGGGACCCAAAGCUUUCUUCAAGGGAGCCGCAUGCCGUAUUUUGGUGAUUGAGCCUCUGUUUGGGAUUGCACAGACCGUUUACUAUCUUGGUGUAGCGGAAUAUCUGAUGGGUUUGAAGAAGUCUUGAGAUGGGUGGUUUUAGUUGUGUGAGAUGUAUCUAGUGCAUGUGUGUAGAUAUCUGUUCUUGCACUAGGCGCUCACAGAUCAGUGUGCAUGAUUGCAAAACCAAUCUUAAUGAAAAUUUGCCAAAGAUAUUUUACUUUGUGAUGGAUCAAGAAUAAGUAGGUCAGAUGAGUGACGCAAAAUGAACCAGAUGGCACGAAGAAAAGGAGGAGUAGUUACUGAUUGAUUUCCAUGGUGUGGUGCAGUUUGACCUUCACAUUGGAAGGUUCAGGCUAUACUGACGGUAACUUCUAUAUUUUGUUUUGUGACAUGACUUGUAAUUUUAUUAGUGCUGCAUUCCACACAACAUAUACAACGAUAUACAUGUAUAGUGCUACUGUCACUUUACCAACAGUUACCGGCACCAUUAAAUUGUGUGAUUUUACUAGAUGUUGCAAAGAAUAUUUGUCUCUUUCCAAACACUGAGUUAUACAAUCAUUGAUGACAUAAAAUAGUUGCUUUUAAACUGUUAAUAAGUGCAGUGUGGAGGAAAGUCGCUCCUUCACAAGGUACUUCCACACUGCCUGUAUGUGUUAUGAUUUAUAUGUUGUUUUCCAAACCAAAGUUUAUGAUCUUACUGGUACCACUAAAAGUGCUGUCAGUAUGUAUCAAGAUGACACUUACUAACUGAAGGGCCAAAGUGAUAUUGUUUUCUAAAUAAUACUGGACUAUUUUUAUUUCUAAUUUAUGUGUGAAUGACAAAUGUGAGAUGCUUUAAAAAGACACUACAAGUAGGUUGUAUGUAAGUGUUCUUGGAUAUAGUGCUCCUGUAGCUUGUGAGUCAGAUAUGUGUGUGACCUUGUGUAUCAAAUCAUGUGUGUGAUCUUGUGUAUCAAAUCAUGUGUGAGACCAUGUGUACCAGAUGAGACCGUGUGUGUCAGGCUGUGUAUGUUAGACCGUGUGUGUCAGACCAUCUGUAUCAAGUGUCUGUUAGGCCAUGUGUGUUGUUUGCCAGACCAAAUGUGUCAGGCACAACAUGUGUCUGGAUGAAACCACUUGUGUCAACCAGCAAAUGUGUGUUAGGCAGCAGAAUGUGCAUGAGUCAGACCAAGUGUGAUAGUCAACCUGUUGGUUUCAGACAGAACAUGGAAGUCAUACUAUGCGUGUCCAUAAGACUUCACACAAGUCAUACCAUGUGUGUCAGUGUGUAUCAAUCAGGCCCCGUGUGACAGUAAGACACUGCAUGAACUCAUUGGCUAGCAGAUUGUAAGAUAUAUUUUAAUUCCUUUUGUAAACUGCAUAUACUGUUAUUUGCUAGUUUCUGCUGGGUGUUUUCAUGAGUUAAAAAAUUGUUAAUGUUUGUGUACAUUGUGAACAUAAUUUUUGGUUGAUUUUUAACUGAUUUUAGCAACUGUUACUUUUUAACAUUGACAGUAUUUCCACAGGGAACACCAAACGGGGUAGAUAUUGAGGCCAACUCAGUUCUUCCACAAUAAACAUCAGUAAAAAUAGUUACUGUGUAUACAUCAGCUGACUCAGUUUCUGAACCACCCACUGGAAUGAAACCAAAGAUUUAUUUUUGUACUGUGUGCUGUUAGUGCAAGCAGAUACCAUAUAAUAGAGGUGCAAAGCAAGCAACUUGUCCAUUGAGUUCCUCCCCUUGUCCCUCCCUGGCCAUAGCUCCAUUCUACAAAGCCAAUCCAUAGCGCUAUGAUUGUUGUGUGGAACGGAUCCAGGACAGGUGGCUUGUACUGCUAAUAUUCCACUGUUCUCUGUCCACAUUCGAGAUAUUCCAUGCAGUGUCACUAUGUCAUAAUGAGGAGGAAUCUCUUCUGUAAAUAUUUCCUGAAAAAUGGAUCCAUGUAACAAAAUACUGUUGGCUCUGUUGCCCCACAAUGGCAGGGAAACAUCACAUCACAGCAUUGCCAUUCUACUUUCAGACAGGAACAAUUUUACCUUUUUUACAAUUAGUUUGAAUAAGGCCAGACAUUUUGGUAGGGAAAUGAUUUUCAGAUUUUAGAGCCAAAAAUUCAUGUAGGAAGAACAUGGUCAAAACAAAAUAGAUACUGGGUUAUCAGAUACACUUUCACCAAGUUUGUAUUACAUCAUUCUAAAUAAUUUAUGUAUUUUGAUAUUGGUAGAAAAUAGGGUUACCGGUAUAUAUUUUACAUACUUCUGGUCGUUGGGGGUGGGAGGGAUGGCUAGGGUAGCUUGGUGGAUACAAAUUUCAGCUGAUUUAUUAUCUGGAAAAUGUCAGGGCUAACUUGUUGCAUAAUUAAACAGUAUGCCAGGUAUAUUAUAGGUUUUGGGAAGAAAUCCCUAUGUGCAUACUAUGCAAAUUUAUAUUGCAAGACUAUACAGGGAACAUACAAGUUGAUAUACCAUGGUGCAUGUGUAUUUAGGGGAUACACAGGUUCAUAUAUCAAGGUGCAGGGAGGGCAUUCUACACUUAUAUACCAACAUAGUACAUAGUACAUGGUUAUUGUUACACAUAAUAGCUUGGUUUGAUGUUGGCACAUGCAGUGUGUAGCAACUGUUGUUGUUUUGUCUGUUGUAAAUAUUUGUGUUAUGUUGUUGAUGUAGGUGUAGUUUUACAUAGGCUCUGUGCCUCAGCCAGUCCACAAUCUCCAGUAGAUUAUCCUCUUUGCCCCGGUGUAUUUUAUGACAAUUCCGAGAAACAUGGAACCAUGGGAGACAAAUAACCCAGAUCUGUUGUAUAUAACUAUGAUCUGCCUCUCUACCAACCAUUCAGAUUCUGGCGUGACACUCCAAGGGGAUCAGGGUCACGUGAAGUAGAAAUUAGCAUAGCAUUCUCUGCUGGUUGUGAAUUCUUGAAGACUAUUUGAAUAUUGUCCUGUGAUUAAAUAUUGUGAUAUCCUUAAGACCAAGAAUCCUUAAGCUCCAAUCAAACAUCAAAAUUUUGUUGUUAGAAUAGAAUUUUUCUUGUUACAGAGUUUAGAAUUAAUAAGUUCACGCUAGACAUUUGGUAUAUUUCACAUUUGUUGUGUGGAAUUUUUUUAAUCCAGUUUAUUUGAAUGAGAAUGUUGACUAAGCGAAACAACUCUUCUGAUCCUUGUUUCAAGUACAGGGAGUAUUUGUCUUAUGUUAGACUGAUAUUGGCAAGACAAUUGUGUAUGGUUUGUGUCACAGAUGGCCCACAAAACUGCUACUCCAUGCUGUGUUGACAAGUUAUGUACAAGGAUAUUCUUAUUAAAAGAAGAGAUCACUUCAUUCUUUCAUAUUACUAUAGUAAAUCUGUCAUGCAGUUUUGAGUCUUUUCAGUACAUGCUGUGCUCACAUUGCUUAUGUUCGUCAGGCAGUACCAUAUUUCCUCCAUUAGACACUCUGCUGGUCUUGGUCAUACGCUCAGUGACAAAAGUAAAAACCAGGUCCUAAAAAGGGCAGGGGUGUCAUUUGAUGAAAUUAAUAACCUUAUUCACAUUAACUUAUAGCAGAUAAUAAUUAACUCCCUUCUGAAUCAUAUCCGUUUCCUACAAAUGCACCCAUUCUAAUAUUGGAAAAAUGGAAUUCUGUAAAGAAGUGAGUGGCCAAUGCCGCAUAUCACCGAAUAGAUAUCUGCGUCCAUUAGGCAUGGAUUUAAAGCUUUUUACUAAACUAAUUGAGGCCCAGGUGUCCAGUAGAGAAGAUAUUGUGUUGUCUUCAGUCCUACAGCAUUACAAUCUGAAUCUUGCAUACUUUAGGACAUGAAAAGUGUUUCAGUGUAGGUGUACUGCACAAAAUAAAAACAUGAUUUGGAAAGGUAGUGAUGCUUUCUACAUCGAUAAUGUCUUGGAAUGUUCAUAUCAAAGGAUAACCACUUAAGAGUUGAAUUAGGAAAGUUAUGUUAGAUUGUUUUUUCCCCCAAACAUUUUUUCUUUGUCAUUUUUAAAUUACCAUAUUGUGCUUUUUUAAAUUUAUAAGACACUGAUGAUACUAAUACUUAAUCAAAACAGGUCCUUUUACCAUUUUGUUGCAGUGUGUUUAUGUCAGGCUGGAUUUUGUUCGUUGUUCUGUGUGAUAAAUUUUACGUCUGGGAAAGACAAGGAAUUAUUUGCCUUUUACUUUUUCCACAAUUUAUUUUCGAAAAUUCAUGAAAGAGAAAUAUUUACUUAUGUAUUGACUAGUCUAUAUUAAUAGUGUAUUUGUUUAUCAUUCCAUAACAUGUUCCCUUUACAGGAAACACUAAAACUACACAAUAACUGUCAGCCAUUGUUUCUGGUUUGUGUAAAUGAAGGAACUGUAAAAAUGGGUGGUGUGUCUGUGAGGUUAGAGGAGGGAUCUAUGCCCAAUGUCUGCUUGGCUUCUACCAGGACGAAAGAUCCUUUUGUUAUGUCAUACAUUGUUGCAUACAAAGCAUCAUAGAAUAAAAUUCUUUGAAAUAA